This is a messenger RNA of Cladophialophora immunda, 1303 nucleotides long. RefSeq names its product ubiquitin-conjugating enzyme E2-16 kDa. The transcript has 5 exons. Gene Ontology annotation, biological process: ubiquitin-dependent protein catabolic process; protein polyubiquitination. Gene Ontology annotation, molecular function: ubiquitin conjugating enzyme activity. Lineage: Eukaryota; Fungi; Ascomycota; Eurotiomycetes; Chaetothyriales; Herpotrichiellaceae. The record is from RefSeq and is a predicted model, not a curated record. Gene Ontology annotation, cellular component: nucleus. Bases 375 to 818 code for a protein of 147 amino acids.
AUUACUGUCCAGCACCUUCUGCGGACUGCCAAGCGUGAACGCCUUCAGUUUAAACUGCGAUCCAGUCGGCUGAAGGAAAGUCGAUCUCUCUUCCCUUUCACCACUGACUACACAACAACCAAACUUGACCAAACCGAUCAAACCUCUUGCCACUACCGCCUCGUCUCCUGCGACCACCUCAUCGUCACCUCUAAUAUUUAAUCCUCCCCUUCGCACAUUCCUCAGGUUCGUCCGCUAUCCUUUACUUCUACCGACCUAUUACCAACCGCUUUGCGUAGGGUUGACUCAGAUCACAGCCCCACGUCCCGCUCGAUAUCGACCACCUUUGGCCUCAAAAUCCUCCCUACAAACACAGAUAGACCACAUUCUCAGCCAUGGCUCUGAAGCGAAUCAACAAGGAACUCACAGAUCUUGGCCGUGAUCCUCCCUCAUCAUGCUCAGCCGGUCCCAUGGGAGAUGACCUGUUCCACUGGCAAGCAACGAUCAUGGGUCCCAGCGACAGCCCAUUCCAAGGCGGUGUCUUCUUCCUGGCCAUUCAUUUCCCUACAGACUACCCCUUCAAGCCACCGAAGGUCAAUUUCACGACUCGGAUCUACCACCCCAACAUCAACUCCAACGGCAGCAUCUGCCUGGACAUCCUUCGAGACCAGUGGAGCCCCGCUCUGACAAUAUCGAAAGUCCUUCUAUCUAUCUGCUCUAUGCUCACCGACCCUAACCCCGACGAUCCACUUGUUCCGGAGAUUGCUCAUGUGUACAAGACCGACCGCGCUCGAUACGAAGCAACCGCCAGAGAAUGGACGAGGAAGUUCGCGAUCUAGUUCCGAUGGCAGAAUAGUCGGUGGCGGUUGCUAGGCGGUGCUCGGCAGUGCCAAGCGGCAGGGGGUGUAUGGUGCUGCUUCAGACGAGAAUCGGCAGCGUUUGGUACAGAGCAACCCACGACUCCACGGAUGCGGUUGGCAGAGUACGACAUAUGCAUUACACCAAGGGAUGCAAUGACAAGCAACAGGAGAAACAGGCGCAGACGUUAUGGAGGGAUGUUUAUGUCCAGCAGCACGAUCUCGGAUGAACUCUUAUGAUGCAUUACAACAGGGCGUGCUUGAGGGAUACUGACAACUGUGCUUCUUGCUUACCCAACCGUGUGCCUUUUCCCUCUCUUGGCCUUUUUUCGUGAUCAAUUGUUUCAACUCCAUCCAUUCGCAUUUCGAGGCUCGUUGACCACGGCCGGACGGGCGUUGACGCCUGGGAUUUGAUGCUGCAGCCGCCUCGCCCCAAUCCUCCAAGAGUAAUCCGUAGGCUGCGACAU